This is a messenger RNA of Branchiostoma belcheri (Belcher's lancelet), 2953 nucleotides long. RefSeq names its product putative ankyrin repeat protein RF_0381. The transcript is spliced from 6 exons. Gene Ontology annotation, biological process: negative regulation of delayed rectifier potassium channel activity; neuronal action potential. Bases 132 to 2774 code for a protein of 880 amino acids. Gene Ontology annotation, molecular function: transmembrane transporter binding. NCBI's taxonomy places the organism in Eukaryota, Metazoa, Chordata, Leptocardii, Amphioxiformes, Branchiostomatidae. The record is from RefSeq and is a predicted model, not a curated record. Gene Ontology annotation, cellular component: synapse; axon initial segment; membrane.
UAUCGGUACGUUUUGGAAGAGGACAACAGACGUCUAAGAGGAAGAGUCAGUUUAAGCAGGACAGUGCGAAGUAAGUGAAUCCGAGGAUACAUUCCACUAAACUCUUCGAAUCCGUUCCAAUAAGAAGAGAGAUGGAUUUCAUCAAGGACUUCUGUAUCGGUUCCUUCGAAUCGUUUUUGUCGGAUGCACAAGAAGGGUUCUUGGAGAAACUCCUGAAGUGUCUGGAGCGGGAGGAGAAGUGGACCAAGGAAGACGCCUGCUGGUUCUACUCAGUCGUGAGCGAAGGGGACUUGAAGAACAUGUUGAAGAUGUUGAACCGAAAUGUCGGGAAGGUGGACGCCAAGCUGGAGGUCCAGUACAAGAAUAACGACGAGUUGAUGCGGUACAUCUACGAGAAGGGCGACGUCAGGGAAGUUGCUCCUGGAGUGUGGCAAAUGAUCUACGACACGGAAUACGUCACGCCGCUGUACGUCACCGCCAAGAACGGUUACGUGGACUGCAUGCGGCACCUGCUGAACCGCCAGGCGGAGGUGGACUACGCUCCGGGCGGCUGGACGCCGCUCCACGCCGCGGUGGACGCCGGUCACGUGGACUGCGUCGGGCUGCUGCUGGACUAUGGUGCCGACAUCACCAUGGAGACAGACGACGGUCUGAACGUCUUGCAUCUGUGCUGUAAGCCUGGAGAGCAGUACGUCAAGUGUGCUGUGCUCUUACUCAAGGUGAAGGCCAGCAAGGAGAAAAUUAACGAAACAUCCUGGGAGAAGCAGCAGACUCCUCUCCACAUGGCGGCCAGUAAGGGUCUGGGUGAGCUGGUCGGACUGCUCCUGGAGAGCGGUGCGGAUCCUGACGUGAAAGACCUGGAGACGGAGACUGCUUUACUCCUGGCUGCGUACCACACCACGGGCGAUGACGGUUAUCUCAUGGUCUGUCGGAAACUGGUAGAGGUCGGUGCCGACGUCAACAUCCAGGAUAAGGAAAACCAAAUCGCCCUCCACAAGGCCUGCCGUAAUGGUGAUCACAGAAUGGCGACGCUUCUCGCUGCCAGUGGGUCCAAGAUCAACCACAGAGAUUAUUACUUUAAGACACCUCUGUUCGAAGCUAUAGCGGCCACAGAGCUUCUUGCCCAAGGUUACUCCAAGGACGCGGUCAAGGGCAAGCCGGAAGGAUGUGUUCAGGCCAUGGUCAACAACGGCGCCUGGAAAGUCUACCCGACAGAAUUCCUCCAGAUCCUGUCACGAUGCGCCGGACAUCCACCGACGAUCGAAGUGCUGGUCAACUCGCACGCCUCCCUACAGAUAACGGCGUCGUGGCGGGAGUCCAUCCCUGAUGACGUCAUGGAGGAACAUGGCGACUUCUACAGGGCAUUUCUGAGUCUCGGAAAAAGUCCCGCCACACUGCAACAUCUCGCUAGAAGCUCGCUGAGGACUUUUCUCGGAAAGAGAUGCCAGAAGGUCGUUGACGGGUUACCUAUAGCUCCGGGGCUGAAGAAGUACAUUCUUCUUGUUCCAGGAGAGGCGGGGAUGCACUACGUCACGGUCAGUCCCAAAACCAAGAUGUCGCUGGCCGCAGCCCGCUUCCGUCAGCUCCUGCAAGAAGGAGACAAGAAGGGGAUGAAAGAACUGGUGACGAAUGGCUGCGACGUUAACAUGGAGUUUGUAGAUAAGGUUCUGACAGAGGACGUGGGACGGGAGGUUGCGCUGGGUCUGUGGUCCAUGUCGUAUGUGAACGAAGUUACCACUCCGCUCUUCAUAGUGGUGUCGAACGGCCACGUGGACUGCGCUUCCUACCUGCUCCGCAUGAAGGCGGACGUGAACUACGCCCCGACCAACGACGCCCCGCUUCACGCCGCCUGUAAGCUGGGAAACGCCGAACUUGUGGACCUCCUGCUGGCCUACAAGGCCGACGCGAAUCAGAUGAAUGAGGACGGGUACUGUCCACUUCACCUCUGCGACACAGGAUCAUACUACAAGUGCGCCAAAGCCUUAAUUCACAGGGGGGCGGACAUCGAAGGCGCGUCCUGGUACGAAGGAGACACGCCCUUGCACAAAGCCGCCGAGAAGGGCUUGGACGACUUGUGCAGCCUGCUAGUAAACCACGGUGCCGAUGUGAACGCUAGAAAUGGCAACGAAGCAACUCCCCUGAUAGUUGCUUGCGAAAAGAGUACCUGUGAAGGUAAAUACGCCAACGCCGUUCGGAAGCUGAUUGCCUUCGGUGCUGACAUUGAUGCCCAUGACGGUGACACAGAGGCCGCCCUCCACAAGGCGUGUACAGCGGCAGAUUUUGACGUGUUAAAAGUUCUAGUCGACGGCGGAGCCGACGUCAACAAGCGGGACUAUGACGGAAACACUCCGAUUUACCAUGCUAUCUGGUCGUCCACGCUGGAGGCAAAGCGGGACCUCGCACAGCAGUGCGUCCGCUUUCUUUUCAGCUCCGGUUCGUGGGGCAUCUGGGCCGGGUCCUUCCACAGGGUGCUCCGGUCGGUAUCUGUUACUCCAGAAGUCAUCGAGAUCAUCUUGAACACGUACGAGAACAUUCCCAUCACCUACAAGUGGAGACAGAGCAUCCCCGGUGACGUUUACGAGGAAAACAAGGGAUUUUACGACUGGCUCUUCAAGAUGGCGCUCUCUCCUCGGUCCCUCAUGCACCUAGCCCGUUUCUCCCUCCGAAAGUUUUUGGGUCCCAGGUGUUACAGAGUCUUCAACAGUACUGGUCUCUCUAUCCCUGACCGUCUGAAGCGGUAUCUUUUGUUAGAACCACAAGGAAUUGUACACUAAGGCGAAAGCAAAUAUAAAUAUGAAUACAUGUAACAUACAUCAAACUUCCAAACAGCCUUGAAGUCAUAUUUGAAGACUGCUCAGUGCUUGUAGCAAAAUAAAAUGAUGUCUUUUGCAUUCGUUGCAUGGCUCUGAUACUGUAUGUCUAUAUCACCACCUCAACAACUAGUUCCUCAUUG